Molecule: messenger RNA, 2036 nt
Organism: Diprion similis
Lineage: Eukaryota; Metazoa; Arthropoda; Insecta; Hymenoptera; Diprionidae
Product: ly6/PLAUR domain-containing protein 6B-like
Exons: 6
Coding region: 846-1418 (190 amino acids)
Molecular function (GO): acetylcholine receptor regulator activity
Source: RefSeq, a predicted model, not a curated record
AGCAGCCACAUGUCGUGCCGAGUAAAGUGAUCCGGGAUCGAGAAAUGAAGUGAGGUUUUUUUUUCCGCGUAAAUCUUCUCCGCCGUUCGCUUGCGUUUUUUUCCCUCUGUUUUCCUUAGCUCUAGUAUUAUUUAUUUAUUUAUUUUUUGUUUCGAACGUGAAUAAUGAAAACGAAGGAAGAUCAGUGUGCCGGCGAGAAGAUGAAGACGGAUGAAGAAGGAGGUCGCGCGGAAAACGGAAGGCUGGCAAUAUUCGAGGAAACGUGCGACACCGCAGCCCGGAAUACCCUUAAGAUUUUGAAUUAACAACCGACUAUCAAACACGACGAAGGAAUAAUUAUAUUUGCAUAGAAAAUGAAAAUUUGAGUGAUUUGUUAUUAUUAUUGUUAUUACGAUUAUUAUUCCUAUUAUCGUUAUCGCAAUUAUUAUUUUCUCGCGGGAUAGAGAACGUGAGAAAAUUAAAUUUACAGACCUACGCGUACUAUUGUAUAUAUCGUACAAUGAUGUUUACGUGUUAUAAAAUUAACGAUUGCGAUAAUAAAUCAUCAAAUUUCACCGAUUAUUGUCAUUACGUUACGACAAAAAGCCGGAGAUCGAGUAACAAAGUUGUUUGAAUUUUGUACGCGUAGAAAUCAUUGAUGUACACAUAUAUAUAUUUAUAUAUAUAUUAUAAUGAAUAGCGGUGAUGACUACUUCAGAAAUUUUCACGCAAUUAACGUCAAUCCGAACCUGGACUCGUAUAGGACAUUACACGACAAUUAGGGAAUAAUGAUUAUGACAAAUUUAGUAGAAACAAAUGAGCACGUUGGCACAGCAUAUGGACUAUUCCAAGUAAAGAUGUAAGGAAUGAUCACGUGGGUGAUGGUCGGGCUGCUUCUGGCUGCGGAAACGACCUGCGGCAGAAACGUCCAAUCCGGGAAUGGAAAUGAAGACUUGAAACAAAAGAGCAGCGGUGUGAAGGCGACUACCGCUGAUGACGAGGAGAUAUAUCGCCUGACCUGCUACACCUGCGUCAACGUCAGCGACAACCAGAUGUGCAACGAAUGGGCGAUAGACACUCCGUGCCCAACGGCGGGCCGGGAUUUUUGCCGAUCUUUGCACGUUCUCGACAGCCGUGGAAACAGCGUACUGGUGAGCAAGAGCUGUGCAACGAGCGACGAGUGCGGUCCAGCAUCGGUGGGAUGCGUACCGAUCGACACUCAGAAGAUAUGUAUUAGCUGCUGUGAUGUUAGCUACUGCAACGUCGAGUCACCAACGAACGCGACAAAUGCUAUUUUCUCAAGGAAGAGACGUACGAAAUCGAAACCCAAACGUAAACCGCCACGGAAUAGCGCCAAUGGUAAAACAGGAAGCGGCGUUCCCUCGUGCAGUCCCGUAUAUCUUAUGACCGCGUCACUUCUAUAUGCAUAUCACUCAUGAAACGGAAGACGAAUAUAAUUAAAUCAAUUGAACCGUAAAUAAAUUAAUGAAGAUUAACAAGUAUAUUAUAUAUAUAUAUUAUACACAUAACGAUUUCUAAUGCCAGUUUAAAAAUUAAGUUACACUAUGUGAAUCAAGGUUACCUUAAUCGAUUGAAAGAAUAUAAUAAUAAUAAUAAUAAUAAUAAUAAUAAUAAUAAUAAUAAUAAUAAUAAUAAUAAUAAUAACAAUAAUGAUAAUGAUGAUAAUUAUAAUAAUAAUUCUAUGUCUUGGAAGAACGCCGAAUCAAUGAAUGUCUAUAAGAAUUACAAACGAGCGGCAACGACGGAAAGAUAAAUAGACGAAGGAGAGAAAGAGAGAGAGAGAGCUAGAUGAGAGAAAAACAUGCAGAUAAUUCUUCCGACGAAAAUGUAGAAUGACAGGGAAAAGAAUUCAAAUUAUUAACAAUUAAAAAGAAAUGUACCUUACGCUAAUUAUUAUACCAUUGACUCGCCUACUAAAAAAAAAUUUCAUUGCUAUUAUACAUGAUAUAUUAUAUUAUAAAGAUAUAGAGAUAUUAAAAUUGUUACCGCAUAAUGUAAAACUGUUGGUAAUAAAAUAAAACAGAUUAUACUUGUAA